Messenger RNA from Daucus carota subsp. sativus, 1863 nucleotides. RefSeq lists its product as uncharacterized. The transcript has 15 exons. Bases 217 to 1578 code for a protein of 453 amino acids. The record is from RefSeq and is a predicted model, not a curated record. NCBI's taxonomy places the organism in Eukaryota, Viridiplantae, Streptophyta, Magnoliopsida, Apiales, Apiaceae.
UAGAAAAUAAAAAAUAAUCUCUGCCAGGUCGUCACCGUGAACGUGAGUGGCCUGAAAACCGAGUAAUUUUCACAGAGAAACAUCGGCAACGCGUUAAAACUUUAGACUCAAUACAAAUCACAGCCUAUAUUUAUAUUUAACCCCUCGCCAGCGUUUGGUAAAACCUCAAAUAAUUGGGGAUUUGCAGUUAAUUUCAUUUUCUGCAAAUCCAAUCCCAUGGCUUCUCAUCACGCUUCUCUAGGCCGACGAACGUUGGAAGAAAUUAGGCAGAAGAGAGCAGCGGAGAGAUUAAUCAAAGUCUCUUCUGGUCCCGAUCUCACUAAACCCCCUCUUCCUGAUGAUGUAGGAAUUAAGCGAUCGGAGAGCGGAGGUCGGCUGAAUGAGAAUGAUGUUACUAGUUUACUAUCCCAGUUGAAAGACAUGCAACAUAAGAAUUCAGAAUUAGCUGACGAAAACAAGAUUUUGGUUCUCAAGCUUCAGGCAAAAGAGGGAGAAAAUGAAACGUUGAAACAGAAUCUGCAUGAAUUGGAGAAAACUGUGCCAUCUUUGAGAAAGGCCUUGAAGGAUGUUGCGAUGGGAAAAGAUGCCGCAGUUGUUGCAAAGGAGGAUCUCUCCGCUCAGCUUCGCGCAAUGAAGAAGCGUCUAAAAGAAGCAGAAGAAGAACAAUAUCGGGCCGAGGAAGAUGCAGCAGCAUUGCGAGCAGAAUUGAAUAUGUUACAGCAGCAAGCAAUAAGCGGUUCACUUGGUUCUGUCAGCUCAAUGGCUAAUUCGCAUGAUCAGUUGCAAGCUCUGGAAACAGAAGUAACCAAUUUGAAAUCUCAGUUGGAGCAAGUGUCACUACUGAGGCAGCAAGAGCAACAACGAUUCUCAGAAGUGCAAUCUCAGGUGACCACGCUCGCGUAUGAGAAACAGGUGUUGGAGGAGAAGUAUGCGGCUGUGUCCAUAAGUGAUUCAGAAAAAGUUACAGAAAAAGGAACGGAAACGGCUCCCGAGAAAACAUUCUCACUUGAAGACAAGCAAAGACUUGAGCAGCAAUUGCAUGAUAUGGCAGUAGCAAUUGAGAGGUUUGAGAGUAGCAGGCAGAAACUGCUACUGGAGAUUGAUUCACAAUCUUCAGAAAUAGAAAAGCUUUUCGAGGAAAACUCAAAUUUGUCAUCGGCUUAUCAAGAGGCAAUGACUGUUGUGGCACAUUGGGAGAGUCAGGUGAGUGAUUGUCUGAAACAAAAUGAAGAGCUCCGGGCUAUGUUAGAUAAACUAAGAAUGGAACAAGCUAAUAUAACAACAUCGACAUUGAAUGAGAACUCUAACCAGAGACAUCUUUUGGAUUCCAACAAAGAUCUGGGCGAUGAGACAACACCCCAGGCAAUUCCUGCUGAAGUUAUCUCCCUUAAGGGUCAACUUGCCAAGGAACAGAGUAAAGCAGAAGCUUUGUCAGCAGAGGUUAUGCAGCUCUCAUCACGGCUCCAGCAAGCGACACAAGCAUACAACGGUCUUGCACGCCUCUAUAAGCCCGUGCUGCGCAACAUUGAGACUGGUCUUCUUAAGAUGAAGCAAGAUAGUUCCUUAAUGGUACAGUGAAGUGUUGGUGGUGUUUCAGUUUUAGGGUUUAUGCGGUAGUUACUUUGAGAACUUGUGGCCAGUGAAAUCGUUCUAAAUGUUCACUGUGGUUUCUAUUUCUAGGCUCUACAGCUGUAAUUUUCAUAUCAUGGAAAAUGUUUCUACCUGCUCUCUAGAGUUUUAUGUACACACAAGUAAUACAAAUGUCCGCAGAUUUAUGCAUACAUGUUGCAUCUUGUAAAUUGUAAACAUAUCAUACUUCAAGGAUUGAUGAUCUCAAUCUCCUAGUUUUUGGAGUUUUUUAAA